AUGGAUCCACUUGCAAGAUAUAACUGUGUGAAAAGACUGAACUUGUGCUUGAAUUGCCUUGGAUCAGGUCAUAAAUCGAAUGAUUGUCCUUCAGUUCAUCUCUGUAAACACUGCAAUGUAGAACAUCAUACACUAUUACGUCGAAAUGAUUCAGCCAUUACCAACAUAUCACCGAGAGCAGGUUUGCUCUCAUCAUCUGCUCUUAAGGUGAGUCUCGAUCAACCAGAAGUUAUUCUUGGAACAGCAAUUAUUCAUGUUUUUAAUUCUCGGGGAGUGAGCAUCCGAGCUCGCGCUCUGCUAGUUUCCGGAUCUCAACUGCAUUUCAUCACGGAGAAAUUGGCACAACAUUUAAGAGUAACUCGAAAGGGCGUAGAUAUUGACGUCAGUGGAAUAGGUCAAAGGAGAGCAAAGGCACAACAUUUAUGUUGCAUAACGAUUAAAUCUCUAACCGAAGAGUAUAGUGCUACCAUUGAUGCACUAAUCAUACCAUCCAUUACGUCAUGUCAACCUAGUCGUCGCAUCGAUCAGUCAACCAUUUCGAUUCCAGAUACCAUUUCCAUCGCUGAUCCGACAUUUAACAUACCAGGACAGAUUGACAUACUCAUUGGAGCAGGAUUAUUUUUUGAGAUACUUAGUAAGGGCCAAAUACGUCUCAAUGGUCCAGUAAUACAAAAUACCAAAUUUGGUUGGGUGGUUGCAGGAGCAAUUCCUGCGCACGUAACAUCAGCAGCUGAUCCAUCACCUCCAUACAAAGCAUUCACAUCAGUCACAUCAGAGUCCAUUUUAGAUAAGCUCCUGGAAAGGUUUUGGGCAAUCGAAGACAUUCCAGUAUCGUCAUCGUCGAUUCUACCAUCGGAUGAGCUCGAAUGUGAAUCCUAUUUCAGUUCUACUACUCACAGGUGUCCCGUUACCAAUAAGUUCAUUGUUCGCCUUCCAUUUCGUGAAGAACCGCAUCACCUGGGUAGUUCAGAAGAAACCGCAGGCAAAAGAAUGUUUUCGUUAGAAUGCAAACUGAAUCAUCUUCGCAGAGAUUACAAUGAAUUCAUGGAAGAAUAUAUCAAUAUGAAGCAUAUGAUUCCAGUUAAUUUAGAACAUUCACCAAGAAAUCGCCUAAACUAUAUUCCCCACCACGGGGUUACAAAACUUGAUAGCUCGACUACUAAGCUGCGGGUAGUCUUUGACGCCUCCUGCAAAACCUCAAAUGGAUAUUGCCUGAACGAUAUGUUGAGAGUUGGUCCCCAGCUACAAGAUACGAUAUUCACAAUUUUGACCCGAUUCAGAAGACACAAAUAUGUCAUUAUGGCUGACAUUGCCAAAAUGUAUAGGCAAAUCUGGGUCGACGAACGAGAUACCGAAUGGCAAUGCAUUUUCUGGCGCCCCACCUCUCAACAACCACUUACCACAUAUCAGCUAAAAACAGUUACUUAUGGUACUAGUUGCGCACCGUACCUUGCUGUAAAAUGCCUUCAACAGCUGGCAAUUGAUGAAGCGAAAACUUACCCAAUCGGAUCAAAGGUAACACUAAGCGAUUUCUAUGUAGACAAUUUAAUAAGUGGCGCAGCUAGUAUCGGCGAGGUCAUCGAAAUCAAAAAUCAAACCAUAAACUUACUGAAUUGCGCGGGGUUUCCCUUACGAAAAUUUGCAUUGAACGCAUCUGAAAUUGUUGCCGAUAUUUUACCGGAAGACAAAUAA
Molecule: messenger RNA, 1692 nt
Organism: Anastrepha ludens (Mexican fruit fly)
Lineage: Eukaryota; Metazoa; Arthropoda; Insecta; Diptera; Tephritidae
Exons: 1
Coding region: 1-1692 (563 amino acids)
Molecular function (GO): zinc ion binding; nucleic acid binding
Source: RefSeq, a predicted model, not a curated record